AUGAGUCGCAAUCUCACAUACCAUCCGACGGCUCAUGUUAAUCUGGAUCCACUCACCAUACAAAACCAAAUGCCCCCACCAAUUUCUUUCUCUUAUCUCACCACACUUCCCACGGUGGUAAUGGCCGAAAACCAACCACCGCUGCAGCCGUCAUCUGCGCCGCCGCCACCACCGUCGUCUCCGCCACACUCUGGCUCCGAUAAUCCCGAUCCCACACAAUACUGGUGUUACCAGUGCGAUAAACGAGUCCCCGUCGAAACCCGACCCGAUGAUCCCGAUAUCAUCUGUUUCGAGUGUAAGAACGGAUUUGUCGAGUCGAUCUCAGUUCCUUCUCACGCUCGACAAGUCAGCGAUGAAGAUACUCCUGCUUUCGGCAACGAGUUCCUACAGGUGCUCAGGUUAAUUGCUCAGUCGGCGCGUGAGGAUGACGAUCCUCCUCCUCCUCCUCCUGCAGAUCAUCCCGUUGGCGACAACGAUUAUCUCCGUAUCGAGCUCGAUGGAUGGGAUAACCGUAUCCUUGACGUCAACGAGGUCGAAGAAGAGGAGGAUCCUCAAGUAGACGAAGAUAGGGCUCGAUUUUACUAUGACGAUGAAGACGACGACGACGAUGAACAAGAAGAAGAAGAAGAAGAGACCGAGAAUCGGAACCAAGAAGAGGAGGAGACGGAUGAGGAUUUCGUCAGAAGAGAAAGGCGUGACGUGCUCCGUCUUCGCCUCCGCGACUUCGCGAGCCGAGCUGCAAACCGUCGUAACCGGAUUCUGGAUUGGGCAGAGAUCCUAAUGGGACUCGAGGACCAGUCUAUCGAAUUCAGGCUACAAGUUCCCGGAGAACACGAUGGUUACAUAGGCAAUCCUGGAGACUACGUCGACGCAGCUGGAUACGAAGCUUUAUUGCAAAAUCUCGCAGAGAGUGAUAGCGGCGGGAGGAGAGGCGCGCCGCCUGCCGGAAAAUUAGCGAUCGAGAGCCUACAAACAGUCGAUGUGAAUUCAACUAACAUGGAAAUCUGUGCGAUUUGUAAAGACAGAGUCUUCAAUAACGAAGACAAGAUCGCUAAGCAACUAGGGUGUGGACAUAUGUACCAUGGAGACUGUAUAGUGCCAUGGUUGGGUUCGAGGAAUACUUGUCCUCUAUCGAUCAUGGUUGUUCUUCAAGUUCCGGUGGUGGUGGUGAUUAAGAAGUGGUAGUUUCUUCUUCCUGCUUAUUCAUAUUGGAUUUGUGAUUUAUGGACAUGAUCAUGAUGCAAAGAGCUUUCUGAUCAUGGUGUGAGUUUUGCAGUUGAUGGUGUUGCUUAUUGACAUCAAGAUUUAAGAAGCUAGUUGACACUUGAUACAACAAGGUAUUAUUUCUGCAAAUUAAAUUAAGGAAGCCCAAAAAGCUUCGAGGGAUCUCGCUUUCUUAUUAGCCACAUCUCCUCUUUCCCUUAACUUGGCGUGAAAGCCCAAUGCUCUUCCCUCCCUUCAACUUGUCGCAAUCUCAUUGAUAACCCAAUGUUACUCCCUGGUCACUGGAAGUCCCACCUCCGCCACCACAGGUUAGCUUCUCUAUCAUCGUCGCAACCGCCAUGAUCCCCAAGGUACAAUUUGCCUCACCGUCAUUGACAUGCCACUACCGCCACCCUUUCUGUCUCUACUAUCUUGUAACUCUGGCCAAAUGCUACUCCCUCCCCAUCGUUUCCUUAUUUUUGGGUUGUUUUUCCUGUGAUUUUUUUUUUGAUUUACCGUGGUCAUAUGUUUUAUUCGGUUACAAGAAAAGUUAUUUUAGUUGGGGAUUGGUAAUUAUUUUACAUUUAAGAUCUUGUUCAAAUUUAUUUCGAUCAUCUUGUUCCUUUUUUGAUUUGGGUGUCAUUUGUUAUAUAGUAUGUACCAGUUCCGUUCAUGAAAAAAUAUAUGUUGAGCGGUGAUGAAAAUGCGUGGAUAAUGUUCUUCAAAUGUGGCUUCUAGGGUCCAAUUAGUAAAUGAUGUUGUGUGGUUGAGUUGAUCAAUGAGAUGGAAAAGAUGCUAAAA
Messenger RNA from Lactuca saligna, 2004 nucleotides. NCBI's taxonomy places the organism in Eukaryota, Viridiplantae, Streptophyta, Magnoliopsida, Asterales, Asteraceae. The record is from the annotation of a GenBank genome assembly.